CUCCUCUCCAGUUCUUGCACAUCAACGCCUUCCUUUAAAAACGUGACACGCAUAGGUUGUGUGACAGGUCACGUGAUGGUAGAGGAGCAACGGGACCAGCCGGAAGGAGGGGUCUUUGUCGCGUGUCUGUCCGCCGCUCCCAAAAUGGCCUCCAACAUGGCGACCUCCGACCUGUCCGAGACAUGGAGGAACUGUUUCGAAGAGGAGCUGAUCUGCCCCAUCUGCCUGCACGUCUUCUCCGAACCUAUCCAGCUGCCCUGCAAGCACAACUUCUGCCGGGGCUGCAUCUCCGAAGCCUGGGCUAAAGACUCUUCCCUGGUCCGCUGCCCUGAGUGCAACCACGCCUACAGUCAGAAGCCUGCUCUGGAGAAGAACCACAAGCUGUCCAACAUCGUGGACAAGUUCAACGCUUUGUCUGUAGAGAAGGCCGCCUCGCCGGUGCUGCAGUGUAUUCUGUGCCGCCGUGGCCCCCCACUCCCGGCUGUCAAGGUUUGCCUGCGCUGUAGCGCCCCCUGUUGCCAGAGCCAUGUCCAGACACACCUGCAGCAGCCCUGCUCCGCCCUGGGACACCUGCUGGUGGAGGCUGAGGCAGUCAAGGCCUGGACGUGUCCUCAGCAUGACGAGUACAGACUGUACCACUGUGAGGCAGAACAGACAGCCGUGUGUCAAUACUGCUGCUUCACACGAUGCCAUCCCAGUCACGGACACGGAGUCACUGACGUGGAGCUACGCCGCAACGAUAUACGGCAAAAUCUAUUGCGGCAGCAGGAGAGGGUGGAGGAGAGAGUUCAGGACAUCGAUGAGCAGCUCUGUAAACUCGACUCUGACAAGUGUGUGGUGGAGGAUAGAGUGUGUGAGCUAAAAGAGGAGGUGCGUGUGCAGUACCAGCGGAUGCAGCACUUCUUGGAAGAAGACCUGUCCCGAACACUGGAGGUCCUAGAGCGGGCGCGUUCUAGGUUCUGCCAGGAGAACGCGGGCCAGGUUCUAGCUCUGGGAGAACAGAGACACGAGGCCCAGAAGCUGCUCAGCUCGGUCCACACGGCCUUCGGCAAGGCUGAGGAGCUGGGCUUCAUGAAGAAUACUAAACCUGUCAAGAUCCUCAUGGAGAGGUCUCAAGCGUGCGUGGGAAGUGCGCUCCCUCCCUACAAGGUGGGCAGUCUCAACUCUAAGCUGUUCCUGUCAGAACUCUCCAAGAGGGAGAAGAGCCUACGGAAAACACUGGAAGCCCCCCUAGCCCCUCCCUCCUCGUUCCUCCAGUCCGUCCAGGCGUAUCCCAGCGGCCUUGGCUCCGGGGCAGAGAAACGCAAACACUCCUCUGCGUUCCCAGAAAGCAACGGAAGCACUGGGAAAACGUCUGCUUCCGGGUUCAAGGACUCCUCAUCCAAGCAGCCCUACCUAGGCCCAAACUCUGCCCCCGGGGAGGGCCAAUCCUCCAAUCAGCAGCCUCUGGUUCCCUGUGGCUCCUCCCACAUGAAUGAAAAUGGCGGAACAGGAAGUGGAAGUGGCUCUCUAACAAAUCACCAUUCAGGGUCUGUGUUCGGUCCCUCCCACUUCCCCCCUGCUGGCAGUAGCUCCUCCCAUACUUCUCAACAGGCAGUGCUCCCCCAGUAUGGCGGGCGUAAGAUCCUGGUGUGUACCAUGGAUAAUUGCUACUGCUCUGGGGUACCCUCUGUGUCGGGCCACCGCGGCCACCCUCCCUACCCACGUUCAGGCUCCUUUCCCUGGGUAAGCACCCAGGACUACCCCCCUCCCCCUGGCCUGGCCUCUGGAGCGCCAGCCAUGCAAGGGCUGGCUGUCAGAGACUGGAUAGAUGCACAGCAGACGCACAGACACACAGACUUCUAUGGCCUGUAUGGGCAGCCCUCCACCAAGCACUAUGUCACCAGUUAACACGCAUACGUGCAUUUAUCUAUACACACACACUUCUACAGGCAAACAGCUCUCUACUAAGCACUACGCUACUAGUUAAAUAAACACAUGUCUACAUAUGUAGACAAACGCAGAACCUACAUAUGUACAGGUACACACAGACAUUCACUUCUACAUGUUAUACGGACAGUCCUCUGAUAAGCACCAUGUUACGACUCGUAUAGAUGCACUUACAAGCACUCUCGGGGGCAGGGUUGACAUGUAUUCGUUUUCUCUGUCAGACACACAGUGUACUGUAUGAUGAUACGUGUCUUUGUGCAAAAACUGUUGACGCUGAAGCACUUCGGCUCAACUGAAAUGUUUUGGCGACAUCUCCUUCCCCGUUGUAGUGAGAUCGAUAGCCUUAUGUUAUAAUUAUUUUCCAUGUUUAUUGAACAUGGUCUGAUAACUGUAAAGAGAACAAUGGUUUAUAACUGUUACAGCUCUGGUUUUGUCUCCUCUCCUUGCUGAGUUCAGGGAUGUACUGUGCAGCUUGAACACACUCGCUCUUCCAAGUUCUCUUCUGUGUGUGGACUGGGACGCCCUCCCAUGCACUUUGGGGGGGGAUGGGGGUGUGUUGGGAUUUCUCUCUGUGUAGAAGUUGCUCUGUAGACAGGUCUAGGAUUAGCUACCCUCCCUGUAGACACAGGUCCAAGAUCAGCUGACCUGUCCCCCAGUCCUAACCUUAAACAUCAGUGGUUCAAAUGGCAGAACCUGUCCCUAGAUCAGGGUUUUGGGGCAACUGUAAACCUACUUCAUUAUGGACCUUCUUUAUUCCCAUUUAUCCAAAUCCCAUCAGAGAGGGGAUCCGACCCCCUUCCGUUGUGCUGCCAGGCUUCUGUCCCCUUCCGUUGUGCUGCCAGGCUUCUGUCCCCUUCCGUUGUGCUGCCAGGCUUCCGUCCCCUUCCGUUGUGCUGCCAGGCUUCCCAUCGGAUUGAAUUCUUCCAUCUGAGAGAGCUCCUUUUUUUUGUUUUAUUAAUAUUUGGCAUAUGAGUAAUCAUACCAUAUGAGCAGGUAUCAUGUUUGUCUUGAAGACAAUUGGACUCGUAGACAGGAUGGUGGCUCGGCGAGCAACUACAUGGCCUGGACUGUACUGGACAGACCAAACAAAUCAACUCAAGCAUCUGGGAGUGUGACGGUGACUAUGCGUUAAUAAUGUACUUCCUGCAGGGUGACGUCACUUCCUUUUAACAAGCACACGCUCUCGGCUUCCUGUUUGCAGCUGUAAGCAUGCGGGAAAGAGUUUUAUAAAGCACUCUGGAAUAAAAAAAAUAAAAAAAACAAGAAGUGGAAAAAUAAAAAAGAUGAGUGGAAGUAAUGGUUGAGGGUUUUUUUCAUGAACUUUUUCUAUGAGAAACUGGACUGUUUGACUUAAGCAUUGGUUUUUAAAAAUGCUGGAAAGGAACUAUUACAAGAACAGUCAACCAAUAGAAGAAAAAAAUUGGAAACUUUUUUUUGUAAAUAUUUUGAAAUGAAAAAUAAAGGACGUCAAUUGGAGGGUUCCAAAUAAAUCAAGGCAUUUAAGAUACUUCCCUCCAUUUCUUGAUCACAACUCAAGUCUCUUCCUCUUUUCUCUUGUCAGCUGUUAUUUUCAGAUCUGUAAAGUAAAUAGUUUUACUUACUGAUACUGAACUACACUUCUACGUGAAUGUGGAUGCUACCAUGAUGGUGGAUAAUCCUGGCUGAACCGUGAAUCAUGAUGAGUGAGAAAGUUAGACGCACAAAUAUCAUACCCCCAAGACAUAACCUCCCACCAUUACAAUAACAGGUGGUGAGCAUUUUGUUUUUGGGGGGGUUAUGAUAUUUGUGUGUCUAACUUUCACGGUUCAUUCAGGAUUAACCAUCAUGGUAGCAUCCACAUUUAUGUAGCAGUGUUUAAACAUAUUCUUAUUUACAUUAAGUGACCCCUACAUGAUUUACCAUUCAUUUAUUUUGGGCACUAAAUAAUCUGAAACAACCAAAACACACAGCAAAUGCAUCCAACAAAUGUGCAGUCACAAGCUUGAUCAUUGUAGUCAUUGUGUGCUAUGAAUAUGGGACCAAAUACUAAACUUUUCACUACUUUAAUACACAUGUGAAUUUGUCCCAAAACUUUUGCUCCCCUAAAAUGGGGGUGAAUAUGUACUAACGGUGAUGUAAUUUCUAAAAGGUUCACCCAAUAUGCAUGAAAAUACACUCAUUAAAGCUGACAGUCUGCACUUUAA
Oncorhynchus kisutch (coho salmon) is the source of this 4112-nucleotide messenger RNA. Its product is annotated as probable E3 ubiquitin-protein ligase TRIM8. NCBI's taxonomy places the organism in Eukaryota, Metazoa, Chordata, Actinopteri, Salmoniformes, Salmonidae. The record is from RefSeq and is a predicted model, not a curated record. The coding region runs from base 76 to 1890 and encodes 604 amino acids. The transcript is spliced from 6 exons.